This is a messenger RNA of Medicago truncatula (barrel medic), 6095 nucleotides long. RefSeq names its product golgin subfamily B member 1. Bases 212 to 5680 code for a protein of 1822 amino acids. The record is from RefSeq and is a predicted model, not a curated record. Gene Ontology annotation, cellular component: cytoskeleton. The transcript is spliced from 8 exons. Lineage: Eukaryota; Viridiplantae; Streptophyta; Magnoliopsida; Fabales; Fabaceae.
AUUAAUCACUUUGCUUGGCACUCACUCUCUGCAACUAUUUCAGAUUUUCCAAAGUCAAGUUACAUUUUAGGGUUUCCUUUAUUUUCUUCAUCUCAGAUUCAUUCGAUUCAAUUUUGGAUUCAAUUUUAUUUGUUGUGUAAAUUUCAAAAACAAAAAAUCGAAAUUGCAGAUCCGAAUGAAGGAGUGAUUAGUUUAAUUUUCACGAUUCGAAAUGUCUGAGAAUAAUCACUUAUCGGAGCGGAUUCCGGAUUUGGAUUCUCAAUCAAAUGGGGUUAAUACCGAAUCAAACAUUGAUACUUAUCAAAAUCAGGUAACACAUGUUGAUCUCAAAGAUGAAGUUCUGGGAGAAUCUGAAGAUGUUAAAUCUACAGAGGAUAACAUGUUUGUUGAUUGCCCCGACGAGCUAAUCACGUUCGACGGUAAGCAAAAGGAAGAAGAAGCUGUAGCUGCUGAUGAAAAUGAAGAGGAAAGUCAAAUUCUGCAUCAACAACAGAGUCAUUUUGGUGAACUGGACAAUGGCGUAGCUGGGGAGCUGGAACAGCUGCGGGUGAAGUUGGAGAAUGCUGUUGCUGAGAAAGAAAGUGUUGUGAAUGAAUAUCAGGAGCUUUUAUCUGCGAGGGACCGCGAGAUAGAGAAUCUAAAUGAAAAGGUUUCACAAUUAAUGAUAUCGAAUGAGAGCCUGCAAGCUUCAUCGGAAGCCCAACUUGAAAAGGAUGGUGAUAUUGAUAAUGUGAUCGAUAGGAUGAUAUCCUCUCUUGCAAGUGUUGUUAAUCAAGGGCAAUUAUUGGAUGAUUCUAGAAGUGGGAAAAUAGUGUAUAUCGAGGAAAGCACUGCGGUUUUGAUUGAAAAGUAUAAUCAGAUGCUUUCUGAUAUUUAUCAACUUGGACAGUCUUUUUCUGAGGUUGGCUCUGAUACUGGGGAACUGGAAUAUGGGAACAUACUUGUUGAUGCUCGUGGUGGGUUACUGGAGCUCAAGAGAAAGGAAGAUCAAUUGGUUGAUAAGCUGUCUCAUUUAGAAAGCGAAAAUCAGAAACUGGUAGAAGAGCUUGACAAGGAAAGGACGGUGAUAGGGACAUUGAAUACUGAGCUUGGAAAUAUAAAAGUAGAACUUGAGCAGGAAAAGGUCAAAUCUGCUAAUACCAAAGAGAAGCUUAGUAUGGCUGUGACAAAAGGAAAGGCAUUGGUACAACAGCGAGAUUCACUAAAGACGUCUCUGGCUGGUAAAUCCAGUGAGCUUGAGAAAUGCUUAACUGAAUUGCAGGAGAAGUCAGCUGCACUAGAAGCCGCUGAACUUACUAAAGAGGAGUUGGCCCGGAGUGAAAAUAUGGUUGCAUCCCUGAAUACUUCACUACAACAAAAUGAUUCCAUUUUUGUGCAAGUAGAAGAAAUCUUGUCUCAUGCCGAACUUGAUCAGCCUGAAAUGCUUGAUUUGCCUGAGAGACUUCGAUGGCUUGUGGAUGACAGGAAUAAACUGCAGGGUGCCUUCCUGGAAUUACGCAAACUGAAGGAAUCCCUAUCUCUAGUGGACUUACCAGAACCUGUUUCAUCAUCUGAUCUAGAAUCACAAAUGAACUGGCUUAUAGUUUCUUCUCACAAGGCCCGCAAUGAUAUUUAUGUUCUACAGGAAGAAAUUUCUACAAUCAAGGAAGCAUCCGUCAACUGUAUUGAUGAUUUGAGUAUUUUGCUUUUGGUAGACUCACAGGAAAAAGAUUACCUUCGGUCUGAAUUAACAGAUUUGAGGUUCGAAUAUGGAGAACUUGUUGGCAAGAACCAUCAGAUUUCUUUGGAGAAGGAUCAGAUCGUGAAAAUGUUAGUAGAUUUUUCUGGUCUAAACAUGGAAGAUGAAGGAAUUGAUCAAUUUUCUUCUAACACUUUGAUGAUCAUUGACUUAUGCUUUCAAAAAGUAAAAGGGCAGAAUGGUACCCUCACCAGAGCAUCUCAUAUUGAUCCCGAAUUGUUUGAAAGGGUUCAAAGUCUUCUGUAUGUUAGGGAUCAGGGCUUAAACCUCUAUGAGGAUAUACUGGAAGAAGAUAUUCUAAUCAGAUCAGAUGUGAAUAAACUGGCCAAUGAGUUAAAAGUGGUAUCCAACGAAGUUAUAGCACUGAAAGAAGAAAAGAGUUCUCUGCUGAAAGACCUUGAACGAUCAGAGGAGAAGACUGGCAUGCUUAGGGACAAGUUGUCCAUGGCAGUUAAGAAAGGAAAGGGAUUGGUUCAAGAUAGGGACAAUCUAAAAGGUCUUAUAAACGAAAAAAACUCAGAGAUUGAGCAGUUGAAGGUUGAUUUGGAGAAGCAAGAAUCUGUAGUUUCUGAAUACAGGGAUGAGAUCAAUAGAUUGUCCAGUGAUUUGGAAAGAGAUAAGGACAAUCUACAAAGUCUUAUAAAUGAAAAGAAUUCAGAGAUUGAACAGUUGAAGGUUGAUUUGCAGAAGCAAGAAUCUAUGGUUUCUGAAUACAAGGAUGAGAUCAAUAGAUUGUCCAGUGAUUCGGAAAGAGAUAGGAACAAUCAACAAGGUCUCAUAAAUGAAAAGAACUCAGAGAUUGAUCAGUUGAAGGUUGAUUUGCAGAAGCAAGAGUCUGUAAUUUCUGAAUACAAGGACGAGAUCAAUAGAUUGUCCAGUGAUUCAGAAAGAGAUAGGGACAGUCUACAAGGUCUCAUAAACGAAAAGAACUCGGAGAUAGAGCAGUUGAAGGUUGAUUUGCAGAAGCAAGAUUCUGUAGUUUCUGAAUACAAUGAUGAGAUCAAUAGAUUGUCCAGUGAUUUGGAAAUUAUUCCAAAGCUAGAGGCUGAUCUUUUGGAAAUAAAAAGGGAAAGGAAUCAGUUUGAACAGUUCUUGAUGGAGAGCAAUAACAUGUUACAGAGAGUGAUGGAGUGCAUUGAUGGUAUUGCUCUUCCAGUUGAUCCAGUCUUUGGUGAACCUAUGGAAAAGGUGAAAUGGCUUGCUGGUUAUGUCAAUGAAUGCCAAGAAGCUAAGGUACAUGUAGAGCAACAGUUGCAGUUAGUAAAGGAGGAGGCCAGUAUACUUGAAGCUAAAUUGGCAGAAGCCCAUGAAACUGUAAACUCCCACGGGCAAAGAUUAUCUUCUUCCGAGGGCAGUGUUUCUCAACUUGCUGAAGAAAAGGCAGAGUUAGAACAAGAGAAAGAAAAAGUUGUGGAAGAGUUACAGAAAGUUAAAGAAAAAGUUGCUGAAGUUUGCAGUACUAGUAAGUCACUUGAAGACGCUUUAUCACAGGCAGAAAAAGAUAUUUCUGUUCUUUCCGAGGAGAAAGAGCAGGCUCAAGUAUCUAGAGUUGCUGCAGAGACAGAGUUAGAGAGAGUUAGAGAUGAAGCAGACAGGCAGACAAGAGAACUAUCAGAGGCCAGCAUUACCAUAAAGGAUCUAGAAGUUGAACUAUCUCAGGUUGAGAGUAAGGUGAAUUUAUUGACCGAAAAGAAUAAUGCUGAUCAAGCUGUCAAGACUGAAUUGGAAAAUGAAUUGAAGAAGCUGCAAGAUGAAGCAGCAAAUAAUGCUAGCAAGUUGGUAGGUUCCUCUGAAACUAUAAAAUCAAUGGAAGAUGCAUUGUUGAAGGCGCAAGAUGAUAUUUCUACCCUGGAAGAUGCAAAUAAAAUUGCCAAACAGGAGAUAUCUUCGCUCAGUUUAAAGUUAAAUUCAUACAUGGAUGAGUUAGCUGGAAAGAAUGGCAGCUUAGAGAACAAGUCUCUAGAGCUCAUUGGAUUCCUUAAUGAUCUUCAGGUGCUUAUGAAAGACGAUACUCUAUUUCUUAGGAUAAAACAAUGCUUUGAGAAAAAAUGUGAGACCCUGAAGAAUGUGGAUCUCAUUGUGAGCAAAGUAAGAAACCAUAUUUCCCUGUCCGCUAAGGAUUCUGUAGGGCACCUUGAGAUGGAGGAAGAUCCACCUGUGAGAAAAUCAUUUUCAGAUGGCCUUGAAAAAUUUGAAGUCGAACUGGACAACAGAGAGAUUAAUGGAAUUGAUAUUGACACCAUAGUUUCAUCAUUUGGAAAGAUUGUGAAAGGAUUUCAGAUGAGAAAUGAACAUAUUGCAGAUAAGUUUGAUGAAUUUUCUGAUUCUAUUGAUGCCUUUAUUUCUCCUCUCCAUGGAAAACUACUGGAAACAGAGUCUAAUAUAAUGGCUAUUGUUGAGCACGUGGAAGGGAUGAAAGAAAAGGCAAAUAGCGUGACAAAGUUGAACGAAGAAAAGGAUAAUAUUAUUGCCGCUUUAGAGAACGAUAUCAGUUUAUUGCUGUCUGCAUGCACUGAUUCUACCAGUGAACUUCAGAAGGAAGUUCACCAAAAUCUUGGGCAACUUGGCUCCACUUUUGAGGUUGAGAAGCUAAACCACAAUGCAGAUGAACAAGUAGAACAUUAUAAGAACAACGCAUAUGCAGACGCUUCAAGAAAGUUGAUAAAUGCUUCUGGAGAAGUUCAAACUUUGAUUAGACAGUUCAAAUUUAAAAGUGAGCAAGUAGAUGCAACAGUUAGAGAUUUGCAGACCAAAUUGAACGAAACAACAGUUGCUUUUGAAUUGGCUACAGAGGAGAAAGACUUAAAUAUGAACAAAGUUUUGCAGUUGGAGUCUGAUAUUCAAUCACUCGAAAAUGCAUGCACUGAGCUUAAGGAUAAGGUAGAGCAUUAUCAUAUUCUAGAAGAAAAAUUAAAGGACAAAGAGGCAGAGAUUUCAUCAAUGCACAGUGCUUCAUUGAAAAAAGAAGAAAGCUCCAUCCUUUCAACAUCUCAGUUGAGAGAUAUCUUUGACAAGAUAGAUAGGAUUGAAAUCCCUAUUGUAGAAUCUGAAGAUAGUAUGGAGUCACAUACUUCAGACCCUGUGAAGAAGCUCUUUUACAUUAUUGAUAGUGUUACUAGGUUGCAUCAUCAAAUAAAUUCUCUAUCUCAUGAUAAAAAAGAGAUGCAAUCAAUCCUCGAAACUAAGGCCCUUGAAAAUAAGGAUCUAAAGGAGGAAGUUAAACAACUAAAUAGUCACUGUGAAGACUCAAAAAUGAUCAAGAAUGAACUGUCUGAAUUGACCUCUGUCUUAGAAAAAAUAUUAGAUAUUUUGGGAGCCAACAACUGGGUUGUAGAUAGACAAUCUAAAGGUUUUAGAGAAUUAUUGCCACCAUUGGAAAAGCAUAUCAUUGCCAUUCUUUCAGAAUCUGAAAAUUCAAAAUCUAAGGCUCAUGAACUUGGUAUUAAAUUAAUUGGAAGUCAGAAGGUUAUUGAUGACUUAACAACCAAGGUUAAAUUACUUGAAGAUACGAUUCAAGAUAGGAUUUCUCAGCCAGAAAUUGUCCAGGAAAGGAGCAUAUAUGAAGCACCCUCAUUGCCUGCUGGCUCCGAGAUAACUGAAGUUGAAGAGGGAUCUCUUGGCAAAAAAGCAUUAUCUCCUGUCCCAUUGGCUGCUCAUGUGCGAAAUAUGCGAAAAGGAUCUAGUGACCAUCUUGCACUAGAUAUUGGUGGGGAGUCUGAUCAAUUAAUCAACAGUGCUGAUACCGAUGAUGAUAAAGGUCAUGCAUUCAAGUCUCUGAACACUUCUGGAUUCGUACCGAAACAAGGAAAGCUCAUUGCAGAUCGUAUUGAUGGAAUCUGGGUAUCCGGUAGUAGGGUUCUUAUGAAUCGUCCCAGAGCAAGAUUAGGACUCAUUGGCUAUUUGCUAAUCAUGCAUUUAUGGCUACUGGGGACGAUAUUGUAGAAAAAUUGUGCUCUAGGCAAUCUGGACUACUCAACACUUAUGUCCUGCAUUUGCAAAUUGUAAUGUAGAUAGAUAUAGUAAAUGUCAUUUUGCUUCUGAAUGAAGCCUACCCUGUUUUUCUUUAGUCUCAUCACACCCUCUAAUAGUUUUCUCUGCAAUCACAUUUUAGGGAUUCAGAGAUUAUAGUUUUCAUGUCUGGGUUCAGUUUUUUAUAGGCUUCAAUUAUUUUUAUUGUAAUUGCAACCCUUACAUUGUAUUUGCCCUACAUUUGUUUCAAAAUUAAGGGAUGUGGUAGGUAGGAAAUAGGUAGAUGAAUUUUUUCACUUGUUAGUAUAAUAAAACUGUAGAGAUAUUUCAAGAGUGCCUCAUUUCUAUCUCAAGCAAUGAAUAAAGACAUACUGAGGCUAUUUGAAGA